AUGCUGGAAACAAGCGUGGAAGGCAUCACGUUCAUCGUCGUAGGAUGCGCCUUCAUGGCUGCAGUCGCAUCCACGGACAUGUUCGACGUAUCGACGGCUCUUGGGAAGGUGUCCGAUGCGCUUCUAGGAGCCGAGGACCGAGAGGACGAGGACGAGGACAAGGCGGCGGGGGAGAGGAGGACGAGGGUUCAGAAUCCUAUCACAGGGAGGUGGAUCCUGAAGGAAGGCUCGACAUACAACAAGUUGGUGAGGGAUGGGAUUCUGGUAGAAGGAGCAGGAGAGAGCAUAGACUGCGAGCCGCUGCAGCUGACGUGGACAUACCAGGAACUGCAGGCUGGGGAGGGCAUCGUUCCUAGGGAAGGGUCGGCUGCUGUCCUCCACUACAGCUCCAGGCUCUACGGUCGAGACGGGCCCCUCCUCUCCGCGUCUGUCCUCGACAUGAAAGAAGACGAGGACGCGCCGCGACCCUUCGUGUUCGAGGUGGGCGAUGCUUCAGUGAUCCCAGGGUUGAACGAGGCCAUCGUGACGAUGAGGGAGGGGUCGAGAGGAGUUCUAGUCCUCCCUCCUCACACCCACUAUACCUCCAAGAGGAAGGAGCCGAAGCCUCUGACCCGGCAAGGGAGGAAGAUACUCUCUCAGUUCCUGUCGAGGAAAGACCCUCCUCCUGUGCUAGUCAUGGAAAUCCACCUUCUCGGCGUCGCUGCAAUCCCUCCUGCGAUAAUGUCUCGGGACGGCUACGUCGAUCAGCAGACGCUGCAGAGUGCUCUCUACAGAGACAGCAGCGGGCACUACAGGCUGCGAGCUGAAACCGUAAAGGAGGAGGAGACGUCUUCGAGUUGA
Guillardia theta CCMP2712 is the source of this 840-nucleotide messenger RNA. RefSeq lists its product as hypothetical. The record is from RefSeq and is a predicted model, not a curated record. NCBI's taxonomy places the organism in Eukaryota, Cryptophyceae, Pyrenomonadales, Geminigeraceae. The transcript is spliced from 7 exons. The coding region runs from base 1 to 840 and encodes 279 amino acids. Gene Ontology annotation, molecular function: peptidyl-prolyl cis-trans isomerase activity.